This is a messenger RNA of Erinaceus europaeus (western European hedgehog), 1925 nucleotides long. RefSeq names its product tRNA mitochondrial 2-thiouridylase (gene TRMU). The transcript is spliced from 11 exons. Gene Ontology annotation, cellular component: mitochondrion. Gene Ontology annotation, biological process: tRNA wobble position uridine thiolation. The record is from RefSeq and is a predicted model, not a curated record. Gene Ontology annotation, molecular function: sulfurtransferase activity. NCBI's taxonomy places the organism in Eukaryota, Metazoa, Chordata, Mammalia, Eulipotyphla, Erinaceidae. The coding region runs from base 327 to 1646 and encodes 439 amino acids.
GGAGGAAGCUUCAGUGCUGUGCUGUUUGCUCUCUUUGUCUCUGUCUCUCUCAGUGAAAAAUGAAAAAAAAAAAAAAAAAAAGUUCAGAUCGGGUUGAUGCCUUGAUGCCCUCCCAAGUUGGCGAGAGAAAAGGCUGCGUCACAGCAUCCGGAGGGUGAUGGUUGUUUGAGCUGGGACUUAAAAGGAGAGUGGGAUCUCGUUAAGCAAAGAAUUGGGACUGUGAAGUAAGGAGAAAACAUCUGGGAGCAGCAAAGGCAGAGGCGCAGAGACCUGGACGUGUGUGCUAGGGGGAAGGUGAGGGUGGAGAAGAGGGUUGGCCUCUGCUUAUGGGAGACGCAGUGGAGAUCCCCAGCUUCGUGUUGCGUGGACGGUACAGGGCCCUUGACAUUUCCCCCCAGGCAGUGUCAUUUACUGAGGGAUGUGGAAGAUGGCUGUGGGAGAGCAAGUAUCCCAGCACUCCGAAAGGUUACCAGGUGACAGGGGUGUUCAUGAAGAACUGGGACUCGCUGGAUGAGCAUGGAGUUUGCACCGCUGACAAAGACUGUGAGGACGCCUACAGAGUUUGUAAGGUCUUGGACAUCCCUUUCCAUCAGGUGUCAUACGUGAAGGAGUACUGGAAUGAUGUGUUUAGUGAUUUUUUGAAUGAAUAUGAAAAAGGAAGAACUCCCAAUCCUGACAUAGUCUGCAACAAACGCAUCAAAUUCAGUUGUUUUUUCCACUAUGCAGUAGAUAACCUUGGAGCAGAUGCAGUUGCCACCGGUCACUAUGCGAGAACUUCCCUGGAAGAUGAAGAAGUCUUCCAGCAGAAGCACAUUAAGAGACCAGAAGGACUUUUCAGAAAUCGAUUUGAAGUGAGAAGUGUGGUAAAACUUCUCCAAGCAGCUGACAGCUUUAAAGACCAGACCUUCUUUCUCAGCCAGGUUUCCCAGGAUGCCCUACGAAGGACCCUCUUCCCUCUGGGAGGAUUAACGAAAGAUUUUGUAAAGAAAAUAGCUGCUGAGAAUAGACUUCAUCACGUGCUUCAGAAAAAAGAGAGCAUGGGCAUCUGCUUCAUCGGUAAAAGAAAUUUUGAAAAUUUUAUCCUUCAGUAUUUGCAGCCUCGGCCUGGAAAAUUCAUUUCUAUUGAAGACAGUAGAGUUCUGGGAACACAUAAAGGUUGGUUCCUGUAUACUUUGGGUCAGAGAGCCAACAUAGGCGGCCUCCACGAGCCCUGGUUUGUGGUGGAGAAGGACAGCGCCACGGGUGACGUGCUUGUGGCGCCCCGGACAGACCACCCGGCCCUGUACAGGGACCUGCUGCGGACCAACCGUGUGCACUGGAUCGCAGAGGAGCCCCCUACAGCUCUGGUCCGGGACAAGAUGAUGGAGUGCCAUUUCCGUUUCCGCCACCAGAUGGCACUAGUGCCCUGUGUGCUGACCCUUAAUCAAGAUGGCACCGUGUGGGUGACAGCUGUGAAGGCCGUGCGGGCCCUUGCCCUCGGACAGUUUGCUGUGUUCUACAAAGGGGAGGAGUGCCUGGGCAGUGGGAAGAUUAUGCGCCUGGGGCCGUCUGCCUACACCCUCCAGAGGGGCCGAAGCAAGUCCAGGGCGGCCACCGAGGGCUCCAGCGAUGCUCAUGACGUUGGCCCAGUCUCGGGUCCCUGCUGACUCAGCCCGCCUUGCUGCUGCUAUCGGUAUCGGAGCCCUGGCCAGGCCAGCUGGGUUCCAGAGAACUCCUGUGCAGGCAGAGUGGAAAAGGAUCACGUCUUCAAGGUGGAGCUGCAGGUGCGGGCUUCACAGUGCAGACUGGCUGGCCAGCAGGUCUGUCCUAUUGCUCGAGUUCCUCUCUUCUGUGGAGGGUCCCUACCCUGCAGCUGAGAGGGGGACUGGAAGGGCUGUGCAGGCCUCAGGGACAGCAGGGAAUAAAUGUUCUGUCCAAGACAUGGA